UGGCGCACUAUAGCAGCGCACUCAUCCCAAAGAGCAGGCUGGAGUCUAUUGAUUAAAGCGAGCACCGAGCUGCUUGGACCGAGCGCUGUCGCCUGGUACCACUUGUUAGAAAAGCAGCUCUGCAGUGGCGGAGCAGUGCGGCUCUCUCAAAACAAAGCCGCGGCUAAAUCGUGGACCAGGGGGCCAAGGCCGAGCCAAUUAAUCUAGGAAGCGCCGACGGGGGCAGGAUGCAGCUCGUGAUCCGCGUGUGCUGCACUCAACGCUGAGCAUGGCGUUGGCGCUGGUCAAGAGGGUCUUCAAGAAGUACCCGCUGGUGGCCAACUGCGGGGUCUACGGCACACUCUACGUCGGGGCAGAGUUCUCGCAGCAGACCAUCAACAAGAAAUUCCUCGGCGGCCCGCCUUAUGACUUUCCGAUGCUCAUGAGAUACGGCCUGCUUGGGGUUGCUCUUUACCCACCUAUCUAUUAUCACUGGUAUAAAUGGCUGGACGCCAGGUAUGUGGGCAGAGCUGCACCCAUCAUAGUCAAAAAGCUACUUUUGGACCAAUUUAUACUGACACCACCGCUACUUGUAAUAUUUUAUACGAGUAUGAGUAUUAUGGAGCGCAAAGGUGAUAUUCUAGAGGAAUGCAGAAACAAAAUAAUUCCAACUUUCAAGUCAAGCUGCAUGUUUUGGCUUCCAGCGCAAAGCCUUAACUUCCUUCUGGUGCCCCCGGCAGCCAGAGUGGUCUAUGUUGGCUCGUGUGCGUUCAUCUGGGUCAACAUUCUUUGCUGGUUCAAGCGUCAGAACUACUAAAGACACACGAGAGAGUUGUACUCUAGAAAAAACAAGCUCUAUUCUAAUCUCUUUUUGCUGUUGUGCAUUUAUAUACAAAUUUAAAUUUUGCUAGGACAACUCUUGCAAAAAUGAGUAAAAUAAGAGUGCUCUCUAAAAAGAUGAAAAAAGAUAAGCAAAAUUAAAAAUGUUAUGCUGGCAUAGCAGCAAAACUAUUUCUGCUUUUUCAAACCUACGCUCAAGAGCUUCCACAACAACUCGUCGAUGUUUAUUUUUCCAUUUAGAGCACAAAAUGCUUUUUAAAAACACCGAUUUUUAUGUUUGAAAAUUAUUAUAAUAAAGAAAAAGAUAUUUACUAAACCGA
This is a messenger RNA of Cloeon dipterum, 1139 nucleotides long. Its product is annotated as mpv17-like protein. Bases 269 to 796 code for a protein of 175 amino acids. Gene Ontology annotation, cellular component: mitochondrion; membrane; cytoplasm. Lineage: Eukaryota; Metazoa; Arthropoda; Insecta; Ephemeroptera; Baetidae. The record is from RefSeq and is a predicted model, not a curated record. Gene Ontology annotation, biological process: cellular response to reactive oxygen species. The transcript has 5 exons.